Messenger RNA from Blumeria graminis f. sp. triticale, 1551 nucleotides. Lineage: Eukaryota; Fungi; Ascomycota; Leotiomycetes; Helotiales; Erysiphaceae. The record is from the annotation of a GenBank genome assembly.
AUGGCAGCUGGUACAGUAAUGGCUGAAGAAGACCUCUUUGGAAGCCUGCGGAGGCAAUCGGAUCCAGAAAAGUUAGAGAAGCAGGCCAAAGCUGUCGCAGAACGAGAAGCUUCGUGCAGUGCCAAAGCUGAGGAACGGCUAAAAUACUUGCUUGAUGACAAUUCAACCCUUCCCAUUUCAGUGUCCUCUAUCCAACUUGUCGGCGCAUCGCAUACACGACGCUCGUUUUUAGAUAAGCUUUUUACGCCUCUCCUAAGCUGCAAUAGAGAUGCUCCGUACACGCUAUCUACAGCGUUGCAUGAAAUUGGAAUUUUAUCAGACAAACUGUCGCGUUUUGGAAUCUUUCAACCCGAAAUAUCCACAUUUCUAGACCGAUCUGACCUGGGUCCUGCAUCUUCGCCACUCACUCAUAUCGAUAUCUACUUGAAGGCCCGGGAGCGAGGACGGCUAAGUCUCAAAACGGGUACCGAUCUUGGGAAUGCUGAAGGCUCGGCCUAUGGAAACUUGACGUGGCGAAACGUUUUUGGUGGGGCAGAAUCAUUGAAUCUAAACGCCUCAGCUGGUACACGAACACGAUCAGCAUAUCAAGCCACCUUUGACAGUCCAUUAUUCAGCGAUCCAGACCAGCAAUUUUCCCUUAAUGUAUUAGCAUCUAGCACACACAAGCCAUGGGCUAGUCACGAAGAAGUUCUUAAAGAAAUUUGCGCUAAGUACAGCUGGGCAUCAAAUUACGGGACCCGCCACCAACUAGGAUAUACUGGUGCGUGGCGGCAGAUCACUAGCCUGGCUGCUGAAGCCUCGCCGACACUCCGUUGUGAAGCUGGUGAUUCAGUAAAGAGCAGCAUAACACACACCAUCGUGAAAGAUAAUCGUGAUAAUCAUUUACUACCAACCCGUGGCUACUAUUUAAAAAUGCUCACAGAAAUAGCUGGAUGGGGGCCACUUCAAGGUGAUGUCGCAUUUUGGAAGUCUGAAAUUGAAUCUACUGGCGCACUUUUACUCCCAGUCCCAGGGAAAAUGAGUGAUAUCGGUAUAACGCUUACUGGUGGGCUUCGCGCCGGGCUCCUCUAUCCAUUGCCUGUUGGAUUUGGUAAGGAAGCCAUCAAAACCCGCAUAAAUGACCGCUUCCAGCUUGGUGGCCCAACAGAUGUAAGAGGCUUUAAGCUGUCAGGUUUAGGACCUCAGGAUGGGGAAGAUAGUGUUGGAGGCGACGUAUAUGCCGCCGCAUCAACAAAUCUCUUAUUUCCAUUGCCUCGUGCCGGAAAAGAUUCACCUCUCCGACUCCAGGUUUUUGCAAAUGCUGGUAGACUCCUGGCCCUUUCAGACAGCGCAUCAAAAGAUAAAUUAGGCCAGAAAAAUGUUUGUAGAGACGUACGUGAUACUCUAGCAGAACUAGGAAACGGACUGCCUAGUAUUGCAGCUGGCGUGGGGAUGGUAUAUGCGCAUCCAGUUGCAAGGUUUGAGCUUAACUUCAGCUUGCCACUAGUUGCACGGAAGGGGGAAAAAGGAAGGAAAGGCCUUCAGUUUGGUGUAGGUAUCAACUUUCUCUAG